Molecule: messenger RNA, 3131 nt
Organism: Tachysurus fulvidraco (yellow catfish)
Lineage: Eukaryota; Metazoa; Chordata; Actinopteri; Siluriformes; Bagridae
Gene: msl2b
Product: MSL complex subunit 2b
Exons: 2
Coding region: 1045-2838 (597 amino acids)
Cellular component (GO): MSL complex
Molecular function (GO): ubiquitin protein ligase activity
Source: RefSeq, a predicted model, not a curated record
GAGACUUGGUCCACAGCGCCCCCUAGCUGUGGUCACACGGAGAGAAGGGAGGAGAAGCGUUUAGCGCUUAGCAGCUUUUUCAAACACAAACACAUUUCAAUAUCGAGCUCGGAGUCUCAUUUUCCUCCUGAGAAGCUGGGACGCAGGACGCGGACGUUAUUUACGUCCCUUUACCCCGGAUGUUGGCAGUGAAGGCGGCUGGAAGCAGCAGAAGCUGAGGGAGAAAAAGCUGAGGGAGAAAAGCGGCCUGUUUUGUUCCUGAUCUUCGGAGCCGCAGCUUCGCCGCCCGGUCCAACAAACCGCAGCUUUUCCGCUGUUUAUGUGCUGUUUUGCUGCUGAUUCGGACAUUUAAUGACAUGCAUUUUGUGCUGCUGCUUCACGGGCUUUGGGAGCGCUGAGAGAAAAAGCGGCCUGUUUUGUUUUGCAGCAGCAGCGGCGGCGGCGCCAUGAACAAUAACACACACCGAGUUUAACGAUCUGCUUCCGCUCUCCUGUGUGUGUGUGUGUGCGCGUGUGCGCGCGGGACAAACCUGGGCUAGAGUGUGUGUGUGUGUGUGUGUGUGUGUGUGUGUGAGAGAGAGAGAGAGUGAGUGAGUGUGUGUGAGAGUGAGUGUGUGUGAAGUGGACUACAGGAUCAGGAGAUCCGGCUCUUCCUGCGCGCUCCCAUGGACCUGUAAACAAAGUGUUUGUUCUGCACCACAUCUCGGAUGUGUUUGACACGUUACCGGAGCGCGUGCACUGCUUUUCUCCGGUGAUGAUUAUUUUUGCGUAUUUCCUGCCAUGGAAGCGCGAGCGCGCGUGCACGGCGUGUCGGCUGUAACGGCGGUGGACGUGCUGUGUGUGGAGGAGAGACGUUUCUGUGACGUCCCGCCGCACGUGUGAAGAUUUUAAUCUCGAACUGAGUGUGCAGACGUCUUGCAUUAAUUACGCGCUCGAGCACUGUGCGAUAAUUAACUGUGAGAACAGUUUGUGUGUGUGUGUGUGUGUGUGUGUGUGUGUGUGUGUGUGUCGGUCCUGACCCCCCUCCCUCCCCCCUGUGCGGACAUGAACCCAGUAAACGCCACGGCUCUGUACGUGUCCGCGUGCCGCUCGGUGCUGCGCUGCGACCCCCGGGACCCGCAGGCUUUAUCCGAGCUCUACAAGCUGCUGCCGUUCUUUAGACAGUCUCUGUCGUGUCUGGUGUGCGGGAAAUUGCUUCAGGAUCCGAUCGCUCCGACCAACUCCUCGUGCCAGCAUUACGUCUGCAAAGCGUGCAAAGGGAAGAAGAUGAUGAUGAAGCCGUCGUGCAGCUGGUGUAAAGACUAUGAGCAGUUCGAGGAGAACAAGCAGCUGUGUAUUCUGGUUGACUGUUACAGGAAGUUGUGCGAGUACAUUGUGGGUUCUCCUCUUGCUAGGCACAUUUCCAGUGAAGUGGACGGAGCUCCAGACAUUCUUGCUCUGCUGAAUGAGGGUCUCUUGUUGGACAAGACAGGAGAUGAGGGUUUCUUGCUGGAUCUGGCGCAACACUCUCCUGCUCCCUCGAGUUCGGACACACCUCCUGAUGAGCUCCAGUCCUCGUGCUCAUCGGAGAUCAAGCAGCAGCCACCAAGCCCGCUGGGAGUAAACGGCCUUCAGGAUUGUAACGGCUUGAGCAGCAUGGACGAGCUGACGACUGGCAUGCCCUCGCCUCACACCAGCGUGACUGUGGAGCUGAGCAGAGAUGUGGUGAAGCAGGAGAACUUCAGCAGUGAGAUUCCUGUGUGUGAGGCUGUAGCAGCAGCUGGAGAGGAGCUAUGUGCCUCCAGUAUGGAUAUGUGUGAAUUUGGAGAGGAUAUAAAACAUGCAGGUGGGACUCUCUUACUGAGCGUGGAGGAGGUUCUUAGGACUCUGGAGCCUGAUCCUGUUCCUCCAGUGGAGUGUUCUGCUAUUCUGCAGCCCAGCCUCGGGGCUUCAGGGAAUAUAAAUGGACCAUUUGGAUGUUCUGCUGCCUCAGCAGACACUUCUCGACCACUUCCCUCACUUCCCCUUGACUCUGCAGGGGUGUUAGCUCCACAUCAUCCUCAUCACAACCCUCAGCCGUCCACUGGAAUUUCCUGUUCAGCCGUAACUCCCAGAGUUCCACGCUCAAACCGCAAACGCUCACGUUCUGAAAGCGACAGCGAGAAGAUCCAGCCCCUGCCCAUCUCCACCAUCAUCAGAGGGCCGGCUCUCACCGCCUCAGUGCCAGUUCCUAUAAAGUGUGAACCUAAAGCUCCGACACUCGACACACCGAACAUGGCCGUUCCAAACGGUGGAGGACUUACCAAAGUGGGUAAAACCCUGAUUGUGCCCAAUAAACCCGUUAAGAAGAGUAUUGAGCAACAUGGACCUAAAAAGGCGUAUGCAAAGUCCAAACAGAGCGCCCCGAAAACGAAAGACAAGACAAAAGAGCGACUGGUGAAUAAUCCACUGGUGCCUGGGAGUCCGACCAAGGUGGUGUACAAGAAACCGCAGGAGAAGAAGGGCUGUAAAUGUGGCAGGGCCACUCAAAACCCAAGUGUUCUUACAUGUCGGGGUCAGCGCUGCCCCUGCUACUCCAACCGGAAGGCCUGUCUGGACUGCAUAUGCCGCGGCUGCCAGAACUCCUACAUGGCCAACGGCGAGAAGAAACUGGAGGCGUUUGCGGUGCCAGAGAAAGCUUUGGAGCAGACUAGGCUUACGCUGGGCAUCAACGUCACCAGCAUCGCUAUGAAGAACGCUGGCGGUAGCGGGACUCCCGGCACACUGAACGUCCCCUCGGCGACAGGUUCGCCAAUGUCAUCGUUCCUGGCGGCCGGGACUCACGAGGAUGAGGCGUUGGACAUGAGGUUUGACUGUUGAGCUGUGCACAAUGUUCUCGUUGUUGUGUGAACACAAAUUCCAGCCCGGCUCUUUCGCGUCCCGGAGACGAGCCAGCGGAGUCGUCAAUAAGGCAGCUACUGUGAUUCUUUUCCAGUUCAUGUUAUUGAAUUAGUCAUUGCUGAAGCCUGUGCCUAUAAAUCACUUGUAAGAUUUGUUUUCUAUUAUUUUAUUUGAUUGUCUUACACACUAUAGUGACGAGAGUCAUGUUACUGUAAGUUGAUGGAUUUCUGUUUUUUGCCCGUCCCUGAUGCCCACCCGCCCACACACAAUUU